CCCCCGCAAGAAAAGAAGGGUGUUACAGCAUUUCUUACUACCUCAAAUCAAAUAAAAUAAAAACAACACAUAAUAACGAAAUGAUUCACGUGCGAAAGAAAACAAAAACAUGAACUCAUCAUCCUCAUAAAUAAAUCACAUCAUCAAGAAGAAGAUAACUCCAACUACUAUUCUGAUCGAUUGAAUAACGUGUGAGAUGGAGAAGCACCAAAACGGAGAAGAUAGUGAACAACUGGAUCCAUCUAUUUGUGGCUACGAUUCCCUUCACCAUCUUCUCAAGGAUAAUCUCAAACCUCAUCACUUCCAGGAAGUCAAUCGUUUGCUUACCGGGCUUAAUUGUGGAAAAGUACUUGAAACUAUUGCUCUACCUCAAUCUGCUACAGCUCUCUCCGCGGAACAUGGUUUUGACCUCCAGGCUUUCUGCUUUCAUGCUGAUAAAGAAGUAUUAAGGGAACCUCGAAUUGUAAGGGUUGGUUUGGUUCAGAACUCUAUUGCCCUCCCAACAACUGCUCACUUUGUGGAUCAAAAAAAGGCUAUCUUUGAGAAACUAAAGCCAAUUAUUGAUGCUGCCGGAUCAUCAGGGGUCAACAUAUUAUGCCUGCAAGAAGCAUGGAUGAUGCCAUUUGCCUUUUGUACUCGAGAGAAGAAGUGGUGUGAAUUUGCAGAACCUGUUGAUGGAGAAUCAACAAAAUUUUUGCAAAGCUUUGCGGUGAAGUAUAACAUGGUGAUUAUAAGCUCAAUUCUUGAGAGAGAUAUGAACCAUGGAGAUGUUAUUUGGAACACCGCCGUUGUUAUUGGGAAUCACGGCAAUAUAAUUGGAAUACACAGGAAGAACCAUAUCCCAAGAGUUGGAGACUUCAAUGAGAGCACAUAUUACAUGGAAGGAAAUACAGGUCACCCUGUAUUUGAAACAGCAUUUGGAAAGAUUGCCAUUAAUAUAUGUUAUGGUAGGCACCAUCCUUUAAAUUGGUUAACUUUUGGCUUGAAUGGUGCGGAAAUUGUUUUCAACCCUUCUGCCACUGUUGGUGAACUCAGCGAACCAAUGUGGCCAAUAGAGGCACGUAAUGCUGCAAUAGCGAAUAGUUACUUUGUUGCUUCAAUCAACCGCGUUGGGACUGAGACAUUCCCCAAUCCAUUUACUUCUGGUGAUGGCAAGCCAGCACAUGCAGAUUUUGGGCAUUUUUAUGGAUCGAGUUAUAUUUCAGCACCAGAUGCUUCAUGCACGCCGUCUUUAUCACGUAAUAGGGAUGGCUUAUUAGUAACAGACAUGGAUUUGAACUUGUGCAGGCAAUAUAAAGAUAAAUGGGGUUUCAGAAUGACUGCACGAUACGAGUUGUAUGCGGAGACACUUGCUCGGUAUCUGAAACCAGGAUUUGAGCCUCAAGUCAUCCGUGAUCCCUUACUUCAUAAGAGUUCCUCAUGACCUGUGCUAGAAAGUGCUCAUUGCAAUCUUUUCAAACUGUUUUCUGUGUGGAAUAUUGUGUGAAAUUCAGCUCUCGGGAGUGUUUUUCCUUUCUAAGAUGAACUAAUUGAAAUUGAAUUAUACAUAAAUAAAAUGAAUCUGAAAUGGUUUUCCUUUCUGUUA
Lathyrus oleraceus (garden pea) is the source of this 1585-nucleotide messenger RNA. Its product is annotated as beta-ureidopropionase. The record is from RefSeq and is a predicted model, not a curated record. Gene Ontology annotation, molecular function: beta-ureidopropionase activity. The coding region runs from base 197 to 1423 and encodes 408 amino acids. The transcript has 6 exons. Lineage: Eukaryota; Viridiplantae; Streptophyta; Magnoliopsida; Fabales; Fabaceae.